ACCAGCCGCUCACGGAGGCAUCUCGCAUUGUCCUGCCUACCUCUGUGCCUUAACCUGUGUAACACAGAUGCUCCUCUGCACUGUGUGGACAUUUCCUUCCCACCGGGCAGUAAGGGAGCUCGCUCAGCAGGUCGCAGGCGGCGGGAGCGGGGGCCCUAAAGUUCUGCGCAUGUGCGGCACCCGCCCCGACCACGCACCAGAGGGCACACGUGAUCUGCCCUUCUGCAGAGAUCCCGAAGAGUUCGGAAAGGAAGAGCAGGCUGCUGCUGACAAGACCGUGACACAGGAGGCAUUUCAGGGUGAAUGGGCUGCUCCAGCUUCCCAACAUGUGGGUCCUCAACCCGGGGCCACAGGCGGGUCCAAGGGCGCAGGUGCCCUCCGGGCCUCUUCAGCGGGCUCCUCCCGGGGACUGGUCUGCAGCUCCCGCCGCUCACGUCCCUGCCUGGGUAAGAACAGCCACUGAGUGGUCUUAAGCUCUUCUUUCACAGACUUCAACAGAAAACGGAAAACAAGCAGUUCCCCCAACCCCCGCAAAAAAGUGGGAAAGGGCCACUUUACGGCAGCAGAAACGAAGGCUUUGUAAGCAGUGCUUGCUCUGUAUUCCAGUAAUAACAGCAGGGCUGCGAAUGGAACCUGGGUCCUCUGAUUCCAGUUCUGCUUUCCGGUGAAA
Felis catus (domestic cat) is the source of this 670-nucleotide messenger RNA. Its product is annotated as 40S ribosomal protein SA-like. The transcript has a single exon. Bases 68 to 463 code for a protein of 131 amino acids. The record is from RefSeq and is a predicted model, not a curated record. NCBI's taxonomy places the organism in Eukaryota, Metazoa, Chordata, Mammalia, Carnivora, Felidae.